UAUUGUGGUGGCACUGGAAGAAAAACAGACCCGUUUCCGUCGGCAAAAAGAUAAAAAAAAAAAACCGAAAAAGAAAGCAAGCGAGCCUGUGCAGCUCUUCUUUGGAGGAUAACUUUUUCUUGGUUUUGCACAGAAUUUAAAUUUCAUCUGAUUAUCAUAUCGAUGCACGUACUUUUGUUUCGUUUAUUUCUUCACCUAAUAUUUUUUUUAAAGUCCCAGCGAGAUAUGCAGUUGCAACUUUCCCGAUUCACCUCCGAGGCGGUCUGUGGGAUGCGCACUUCACCUGGCGAAUGGAGCGAGAGAAGCUGCUGCAAAAUGUAGACGCGAAGGCAGACGCACGCCAGGCGAAGCGCAUUCGUCCUUUCUGAAGUCGCGGAUUUCAUUGUUUUAUGUCUCCGACCCGCUAAAGGGAGCCGUCCACCGCCAACCUAGUUCUCCAUGGCCUGUUAUCGAGGAUUGGCAGGCGGACACCUGCAGGGUCUGGAUACGCUCGCCGCUUCUGAGGAGACCCCGGCGGUGUUCCAGGCAUUUGGGCAGUUCUGGGACGUGCAGUGCAGGCUGGGCCGGGGGGUGUCCGCCUCGGUGUACAAGGUGUCCUCGGGAGUGGCCUCGGCAGCCGUCAAAGAGUUUGAGAGCAGCGCGCAGGCCGGAGAUUACGGCUUUCGUAAGGAGCAAGCGGUGCUGGAGGAGCUUAAGGGCCACCGGAAUAUCGUUACCUUAUAUGGCACAUUUACUAAUUAUUAUGGUCCACACUUAUCCACUAACUGCCUUUUACUGGAAUUACUUGAUGUGAGUGUCUCAGAGCUGCUGCUUCGGUCCAAGAGUCAUGGCCACUCAAUGUGGAUGAUUCAGCAUUUGGCCAGGGACAUUCUUGAGGCACUUUUCUUCCUACAUCGAGGACACUACGUUCAUGCUGACAUUAAGCCCAGAAAUAUCCUAUGGAGUGCUGACGAUGAAUGCUUUAAGUUAAUUGACUUUGGCCUCAGCUUCAAAGAAGGAAAUCAGGAUGUAAAGUACAUACAAACAGAUGGCUACAGGGCUCCAGAAGCUGAACUCCAAAACUCCCUUGCUCAGGUUGGUCUGGAAAGUGAUGUCGAGUGUACCUCAGCUGUGGACCUCUGGAGUCUAGGAAUCAUCCUGCUUGAAAUGUUCUCAGGAAUAAAGCUGAAAGAAACUGUUCAGUCUCAGGAAUGGAAGGUCAAUAGUUCUGCCAUUAUUGAUCACAUCUUUGUUAGUAAGAUUGUGGUUGGUUCUGCUAUCCCAGUCUAUCAUCUCAGAGACCUUAUAAAAAGCAUGCUUCAGAGUCAUCGAGCACAAAGAAUUACUGCUGAAAAUGCCUUGUGUAGUCCAUUUUUUAGCAUUCCUUUUGCACCACAUAUUGAAGAUUUGGUUAUGCUUCCCUCACCUGUUUUGAGGUUGUUAAAUGUAAUUGAUGAGCGCCAUCUUCAGACUGAAGAAGAGUAUGAAGAUGUUGUUGAAGACAUGAAAGAAGAGUGCAAGAAGUAUGGAGUUGUGGUUUCUCUCUUAGUCCCAAAGGAAAACCCAGGCAAAGGCCAGGUUUUUGUUGAGUAUGCAAGUGCAGGUAACUCCAAAGAAGCCCAGAAGAUGCUAACUGGAAGAACAUUUGAUGGGAAGUUUGUUGUAGCCACAUUCUAUCCUUUGAGUGCCUAUAAGAGAGGAUACUUGUAUAAAACCGUGCUUUGAGUAAAUUCCUUAAGUUGAUUGGGAUCGUUUUGCUUUUGUAUUAUGGAAAGAGGCUCUCACCAAAACCUUUAUAUUCCUAAAACCACUGCUAAAUAUCUAAAUGUUUUCAUAUUUGGAAAUGUUAUGAGAAUAUGAAUAGGUAAGAAAUUUACCACCCCUUAGAUAAAAGCCAAAGAGAGCCAUCAGUCUUUAAUCAUGUGUGUCCAGUUUACUUUUUCAUAAGAAAAUUAAACAAACAUUCAGGGUUGUCUCCUCAGGUAGAUGAAGCAGGCAGAAGCUUAUUGUUGUUGGCAGGUCAUAAUUUUCAGCAGGGUGUAUCAUUUUUUUCUUUUUCUUAUUAACAAACUUCCUUUAUUAGCACAUAUGUACCCAGGUACUUUGGAGAUCAACUUGAAAAACUGAAUUUUAAUCCUGUGGAUUCUUAGUUGAAAAAGUUAAUGUUCAUCCUAUUUAUUCUCAUUGGUUCUCUAGAAUCGUGCUGGCACUGAGAAUUUUGUAGCAGUUUUAAAUUAUAGUUCGUAAUAUGACUUUCUGUUGCCUUGUAGUCAGUAGAUUCAGAAAAAAGUAAUUGGCAUAAUGAGGAAUUGGGUUACAUACACAAUAAUAUAUAAGGUUAUAUAUACAGAAAUAAUGCAAUCACUGAUACGAAGGAGAAUCUAUAUACAACUUAUUGGCUCUGGCAGCAAUUUGCCAGUAAUGUACAAACAACUGUGUGUGUGUGUUUAGACAUGUAUGUACAGUAUGCACUAUUAUGAGCUUGUGAACAGGAGCAGUUGUAUUUUCAGCAAUUGAUCAUUCGUGAAAUAGAGUUAGUAUUUUUAAUGUUCUUUAUUGGCAAAAAAUGUAUUUUACUAAAAAAAAAAAAAAUUGUCACUUUUAAGCAUGAGCAGAGAGACGUUUUUGGUAAAGGUGAUUUUAUAAGUACAUGCUGUAAUUUACAUUGCAAAACAUAUUAAAAAAAAAAGGACCAAAUGAUUGUAAAAGUUAAAGUUGAAAGAAGCAGAUGUUAACAAAACAAUUUCCACUGCGUCCUAAGAAUGUAAUUGGUUGUACGCAUUUGUAGAUCACAUUAAAUUGUAUGCACUGUACAUUUUAAUGUGAUCCACGAAUAGUGGCCUUUUCCAGUUCUUUGUUUAUGUAGUCUAGUCAUAUCACAGUAUCUCAUUUUAGAAUAUUGCUGUAGGGAUAAUAGCCAUUUUGAUUUUAGGUUAAAAAUUAAAAUAAAAAUUUCAAAGCAUUAGCAUGACAGUGUAAUCCAAAGAUAUUAACAAUACUACAGCUUAAUGACCAAAUAGGUGUACUUUUAAUUAUAUGCACAUUGUCUAUACAAUUCAUCCAGAGACUCCUGCCGUUUAAAGAACUUGCGAUUAAGAACGAAGUUUUCAAAAUACUUGGUUUCUCUGGCUAAAAGCAGCAAAUAUUUCUGUUUCUAACAUAAUAUUUAACAUUCUGUACUGUUUACAUUUAGCAGAAAUCUUGUUUUAACUUUACAUUUUUGCUAAGCACCACUUAAAUUUAGAUUGCUUAAUGGUGGUACACUUUGUAGCUGUUUCCUGUUUGUCCAAAGUGUAAUGAAAUUGGACAAAUUCCAAAAAUCUAAAAACUACUGCAUAUAUUUUAAAAUCCGAUUGUUUGUCUGUUGACUUGGAAUUUACAUGUGUUGGUUUGACCGUAGCAUUUUAACAAUAUUUUAAAGUUUGUGUGUAAAAAGUGGCCUACAGUUGGCAAAUAAGGAUUGUUAGCAAAUAUUGUUUUGUUUAUAUGGCACUGCUGACUGUCCUAGCAUUUUGCUAACAGCUUUAGUAUAAUUCAUACUGUGCACUAAAUGUUUUAACAUAUUUUUUAACUUUGUAAAGAGCCGUGAACUUGAAAUACAGACAUUCAUGAAUGUU
Molecule: messenger RNA, 3596 nt
Organism: Polypterus senegalus (gray bichir)
Lineage: Eukaryota; Metazoa; Chordata; Cladistia; Polypteriformes; Polypteridae
Gene: uhmk1
Product: U2AF homology motif (UHM) kinase 1
Exons: 8
Coding region: 439-1704 (421 amino acids)
Biological process (GO): regulation of protein export from nucleus; positive regulation of translational initiation; peptidyl-serine phosphorylation
Cellular component (GO): nucleus; neuronal ribonucleoprotein granule
Molecular function (GO): ribonucleoprotein complex binding; RNA binding; ATP binding
Source: RefSeq, a predicted model, not a curated record